Didymodactylos carnosus is the source of this 909-nucleotide messenger RNA. The record is from the annotation of a GenBank genome assembly. Lineage: Eukaryota; Metazoa; Rotifera; Eurotatoria; Philodinida; Philodinidae.
CUCACUGAUUCUUGAUCCCUAACUUGACUUAGGUAUCGCCAUUUAAAUUAUGAUAAUACAUAUGUAAAGAAAAUGUCGCUUGACUAUAGGGAAAACAUUUUAAAGAGGAAAGAAGCGGAAAACUCAUUCGACUAUCCUUUCUUUAUCUCUAUAAGUCACACUUAUAUGUAUUUUUUCUUCCUGUCUAUUUUUCUUGUUCUUCCUUAUCUCUCUCGCCUCUUAAUUCUUUUCUUUUAAUCUCUGCCAGUUUACAUACGAAGACUGUUCAACUGUUCAUCUCCUUAAACAGACGAACAGACCAUGGAAUAUCAAAUUUGUUUUUAGUUCGUUUAGUUUGUUUGAAAAUAUAUAUUUCGAGUGAGGUUUCCAGGAAAUUGUCUUUUGGCGAAUCGUGCUCUGGCGAAACGUCAAAGAUUCCCCAAAAUUUUGCGUACACAAAAGAUGGUAAAAAACCGUUUUCGCCAUGGCGAAAUGCCAGUGCCGUUUCGCCAAUUGGCGAAACGUCCCUGACUUUUCGCCACGGCGAAUUGUCUUUUGGCGAAACGACAGAGAUUCUUCUUAACCGCUAUAUUUCUUUAUAAUUUAGGAACCGCAUCAGUACUUACGCCUGUUCCGUUAUUAAAAACUUCUGGUCUUCGUGGUGGUAAAAUAUUAGGAUGUCAUAUUCGUACUCUCGACAAUAUGAUUCUUACAGCAGUUAAUGGUAUUGGUCAGCAAUCAAAUGGAAUCUGUGCACAAUUAAAACCAAUAAAAAAAACUUUAAAAAUAGCGAAUAAUAAUACAGCAUUAAAUACACAAACAAUUAAUAUAUCACCAUUACGUUCACCAUCAUCAUCAACACCAAAAUCAAUAGCAAGAAAAACACCAAAUAAAAAUUCUAAAAUAUUUAUAAGCAGUUUAGUUCAUUGA